Messenger RNA from Dioscorea cayenensis subsp. rotundata (Guinea yam), 2765 nucleotides. Its product is annotated as exocyst complex component SEC15A-like. The coding region runs from base 141 to 2510 and encodes 789 amino acids. Gene Ontology annotation, cellular component: membrane; exocyst. The record is from RefSeq and is a predicted model, not a curated record. The transcript is spliced from 2 exons. Lineage: Eukaryota; Viridiplantae; Streptophyta; Magnoliopsida; Dioscoreales; Dioscoreaceae. Gene Ontology annotation, biological process: intracellular protein transport; Golgi to plasma membrane transport; exocytosis.
ACUACCCCAUCUCUCUCUUUUUCUCUCCCUCUGGUUUUGAAACGAAGAGAGCUUCCUGCUUGAAACGCUUCUCCAGGAUUCCUUUCUCUCUCUGUAUCUCUGUCUAUCUCACUCUUCUUUAACUGAGUCUGAUUGGAAGAAUGAAUGCCAAGCCCAAGAGAAGAUCUAUAUCAGAAAAUGGGGAUGGAGGGCCAGAGUUGGGCUUAGCAACCUCGAUUGCGAAUGGGGAUGAUUUGGGACCUGUUGUUAGACUUGCUUUUGAAGCGGGGAAGCAUGAACUGAUCUUGAAUCAGCUCAGGAACAUUGUGAAAAAGAAGGAAGCUGAGAUAGAAGAGUUGUGCAAACUCCAUUAUGAGGAUUUCAUUCUCGCUGUUGACGAACUCCGUGGUAUUUUGAAUGAUACAUAUCAACUCAAAAGCAUGCUUUCUGGUGAGAAUUCCCAGCUUCAAGAAGUGGCCAGUUCCCUUCUAAUGAAGGUUGAUGAAAUUCUUGAGAUGUAUUCGGUUAAGAAAAAUGUCUCUGAGGCUAUACGGACAUUAAAUGUCUGUAUCCAGGUCUUGACUUUAUGUCUGAAGUGCAACCAGCAAAUCAAAGAUUGCCGAUUUCACCCUGCACUGAAGAUGGUUGAUCUCAUUGAGAAGGAAUAUUUGCAGGGUGUACCUCUUAAGGCACUCAGGAAGGUGAUUGAGAAGCAAAUACCAGAGGUAAGAUUGCAUAUUGAGAAGAAGGUUUGUGGUGAGUUCAAUGAUUGGCUUGUGUACAUAAGGGACAAAGCGAGGGAUAUUGCACAGAUGGCAAUCCGACAAGCUGCCUCAGCUCGUCAAAGAGAUGAGGAAAUGCGUGACAAACAAAGAGAUUAUGAGGAGCAGAGUAAUUCAGGUUUGAAUGAAUUUGUCUAUGCUUUGGACACUGAGCAGAUGGAAGAUGAUUCACUUGUAGAAUUUGAUCUGACCCCCUUAUAUCGAGCAUAUCAUAUCCAUGCUUGUCUUGGUAAAGAGGAUAUGUUCCGCAAGCAGUACAAUAAGGAACGACUGGCGCAGCUCAACUUGGAUUUGCAGAUCUCCCAGGCACAAUCAUUCCUGGAGUCUCACCAAAAUUUUUUUGCACAGAUAGCUGGGUUCUUCAUUGUUGAGGAUCGUGUGCUACGAACAGUUGUAGGGUUUCUCUCUGAGAGUCAACUAGAAUCAAUGUGGGAUACAGCUCUUCAGAACAUUACAUCAGUUCUCGAGGAUCAAUUUUGUCGUAUGGAUACUGCAAGCCAUCUCCUCCUGAUCAAGGAUUUUGUAACACUCAUAGCCAUGGCUCUAAGGCGCUACGGGUACAAAGUGGGUCCUCUACUUGACGUUCUUGAUAACAGCAGAGAUAAGUACCAUGAGCUUCUUCUAAAUGAUUGCAGGAAGCAGAUAACAGAGGUACUUGCUAGUGACACAUUUGAGCAGGUGGUAAUAAGAAAGGAGAAUGAGUAUGACGCAAAUAUCUUGUCAUUUCGUCUGCAAGUCUCUGAUGUGAUGCCACUGUUCCCUUAUGUAGCGCCGUUCUCCUCUUCAGUUCCUGAGGCUUGUCGUAUUGUGCGCUCCUUCAUUAAGGAUUCAGUGAGUUAUUUGAAACACGGAGGUCAGAUUAAUUUCUAUGAUACUGUAAAGAAGUAUGUAGACAAACUCUUGGUUGAUGUGUUGAAUGAGGCAUUGCUAAAAGCGAUUCAAAGUGGUUCAUCGGGAGCUUCACAGGUUAUGCAGAUUGCAGCCAACACCGCUGCCCUUGAACGUGCAUGUGAGUAUUUUCUUUCACAAAUUGCACAUCUUUGCAGUAUCCCCUUGCGCUUAGUUGAAAGGCCUCAUUCUAGUUUGACUGCCAAAACUUCUCUGAAGUUAACACAAGUUGUCGCCUAUAAUUCACUUCUCAUUUUAGUCAAGUCAAAGGUAGAUGAGCUUAUGGUUCUCAUGAGCAAAAUUAAUUGGAUGCCAGAUGAGGAACCGGAUAAUGAAAAUGAGUAUAUUGACGAGGUCCUUAUCUAUCUCAAUUCCUUAUUAUCCACAGCUCAGCAGAUUUUGUCUCUGGAUGCUCUUUACAAGAUUGCAAGCGGGAUUCUGGAUCACAUUUCACAUUCUAUAGUGACUGCUUUUCUCAGUGAGAAUGUCAAGAAAUUCAAUCUCAAUGCUGUCGUCGGCAUUGACAAUGACCUCAAGAUGUUAGAAUCAUUUGCUGAUGAUCAAUUUCAAAACAGCGGUUUGAUUGAUUUGAAGGAAGGAGGCAGCCUAAGGGACUACCUUGUAGAAGCUCGGCAAUUGGUCAAUCUUUUACUGAGCCAUCAGCCUGAUAACUUCAUGAACCCUGAAAUAAGAGAGAAACAUUAUGGUGCUUUAGACCAUAAAAAAGUCAGCAUUAUUUGCGAGAAAUACAAGGACUCACCGGACACUCUAUUCGGAAGCCUGUCAAACAAAAAUGCUAAGCAAAGUGCUCGCAAGAAGUCCAUGGAUAUGUUGAAAAAAAGACUAAAGGAGCUCAACUGAUACACAUGAUUCAUCAGAGUACCUAAUUCCUUCUGCAUAAAUCAUUUGCAUCAGAGAUCAAACUUAAAAUUUGUAUAUUAGCAGUCUGCAUGGAUACCAAAUCCUUGUACUGCUACUCAAUUUUUGUACCGCUGAAUCUAUGUUUUGACUCGGUUUCUGCCGAUGUUCAUCUGCAGAAUGAAGCUUGUUUGAGAGCAAUUAUAUGAUCUUGAUGAUUAAAAUCUUAAAUCAAAGACUAUGUAUAAUAUAGAGAUA